Pangasianodon hypophthalmus (striped catfish) is the source of this 3279-nucleotide messenger RNA. RefSeq names its product nyctalopin (gene nyx). The coding region runs from base 1 to 1563 and encodes 520 amino acids. The transcript is spliced from 2 exons. Lineage: Eukaryota; Metazoa; Chordata; Actinopteri; Siluriformes; Pangasiidae. Gene Ontology annotation, molecular function: protein binding. The record is from RefSeq and is a predicted model, not a curated record.
AUGGCUGAGUUCAUUCUGAGGCAUUGGCAGAUAUGCACAGGGUUUUCUGAGUUGGGCCUGGCAUGCUCUCGGGCUCCGCUGCACUGUGGUGGUCACGAUCACUGUGUGGUGGCCAAACACCAGGUUUGCCCUCCUUUGUGUUCUUUUAUUUUUCCCUUCUCAGUGUGGGUCAUGGUCUUGCCUCAUGGCAUAACUCUCUGGGCCUGCUCUAGUUCCUGUCCCCCCAGCUGUAUGUGCACUCAGGAGAAGAGCUGCACUGUGCUCUGUGACCGUGCCAACAUGGCUGAGCUGCCCAGAGAGUUCCCCUGUGAGGCCUCCUCCAUCAACCUGGAGAAAAAUAGCCUCAAAUUUUUGUCAGAACGAGCUUUUGGAACACUUCCCUCUCUUAAGUCCCUCUUCCUGGACCACAACAACAUCUCCUUCAUCACACCAGGAGCUUUCAAAGGGCUUCCCAACCUGCUGGAGCUCACAAUGGCCCACAAUGAGUACAUCCGCUAUCUUCACACACGGACCUUCACCUCUCUCAAACGCCUUGUGCGCUUGGACCUUUCUGGCUGCAACCUCUUCAGCAUGCCCGACCGCAUCUUCCUGGAACAGACCUCCCUCAGAGAGCUAUUCUGCUUCCAGAACAAUUUCAGAUGCAUCCCAAGUGCUAUACGAGGAAUGGAGAACCUGACACACAUUUACUUGGAGCGCAAUAAGAUUGAAGCAGUAGCAUACAACUCUCUGCUGGGACUACGCAAUCUCAAGUAUCUGAACCUACAGGAGAAUCGUAUCAGUGUCAUCCAUGAGGAGGCCUUUAAGGACCUAAGACAAUUACAGAACUUUUAUCUUAAUGACAAUCUAUUGGUCGACUUGCCAAGGAAAUCUUUCAAAGGCCUCUGCCAUCUCAAGAUGUUAAAUCUGGGUGGUAACUUGCUAACCAAUAUCUCCAUCACGUGGUUUGGGGAUCUGGUGGAACUGGAGGUACUCUACUUGGACCGGAACUGCCUGUCAUUUAUUGACAAGGGUGCCUUUGAGAAUCUGACCAGCCUUGUGACACUGCAUCUCAACAGCAACAAACUGACUACUCUGCCUUUCCCAGUCUUCCAGCCCAUCUACUUCAUUGGGCAUCUUUAUUUGUUCCGCAAUCCCUGGGAGUGCAACUGUGAGCUCGAGUGGCUGAAGGAGUGGAUGGAGAACUAUAAGCUGGUGAGGGAUAUCCCAUGUGUAUCUCCUCCUUCAGUAGCUGGUCUGGAUCUGAGCAAGGUACUGUACGCACAUGUGAACGGUACUUGCAUUGACCCAGCAGAGUUUAACCUGACCACAGCUGUUCCAGAUUACAGCACCACGCAGAGCAAGUUCAACAGCCUGAUCUCCAAACUGAUGAAUCAGGAACUCAGGGAGGAGGUGAGGAACUUUACCGAGGGUCAGAGGAACGGGACUGUGCUAGAACCAGCAGAAGGUCAGGUCUCAGCUGCUCACAGGCCUUCUAGUGUUGUUUUAGUCCUGCCAUUACUGCUGCCAUUGCUGUUCCUCAUCCAAGCUCAGACAGGCUGCCUAUUAGACCUUACUAAUGCUUAAUGAAGGCCUGGCUCAGGUCUGGAGGAAGACGUUUGCCAAGAAUUUGUUUGGACUGAAAGUUGGGCAGAUGAGAGAUUAAUCCUUCCUUCAGAGGUGGAGUGUGUGAAAAGAAAGGAAAAUCCAUCGGCUACAGGACUAAAGAAGAAUUUUUUUCUUGGAGAUCUGAUAGUAUUUUAAAAACAGUACACAUAGAUGAGGACAGAGGACUGGCUGCAUUUUUUGUAAUGAAAAACACAUUGUAUAAAUGUGUUAAUUUAAAUUUAGUGAACUCAGUAUACAGUAUCUGAUCCAUUUUAAAUGUUCUGGAGCCAUUUAUUCAUGCUGUUAUAGGAAACCUAUAGAUAAUGGUUGGUGUAACAGUAAAAACUGUGACCCAUAAAUCAACUAUAUUUGCAUAAGCAUUGAUGUAAAUAUAAUUUAUGAGGUGAACAUGAGCUACAGUAUUAUUGAUGACAUACAGUUCAACACUACAAAUGGAACAUGAAUCACUUUUUGCUGUGUUGCAUCAAUUUAUGUGAGCAGGUAGUAUUUCAUUAAGCUCACUUCCUGUCAGUUAGUUUAGAAGGCAACAUUACACUCUGAUUUCUGAUUCUUACAACUGGGUGAAUGCAUUCUAGUUUAUAGUUGUUUCUAGUUUCUAGUUUUAAUAUUCAUGCACUAGUCUUCUUUCAAUGCAAGGCUAAGCUACACUAAACACUCAGCUGCUCUGUAUUCAAACCAAAUGAUUAACUUCAUCACUGCCUUGUGAUGCUCUGAUCAUAGUAAUUAUUCUAAUAAAUAAGCAAAAAAGAAAAGAUAAACCUAUUGAAAAUGCAAUACAUGUGCUUUCUAAUAUUGGGCCAUUUUGACUGUUCUCUUCAGAAAAGUGUUUCGGGUCUAAACCCAGCAAUGUGAACCUGAGUUAAUCUGCAGCUCAGUGGUGUUAGCUGUGGAAUGCAGAUUUGGAUGGAUACACAGGUCACACUGCAGUGCUGUUAUACCAUGAACUUUGCUCUGAUUUUAAAAACAUUUAAAUAGCAAUGCACUCAUUUAGCCAGAAGCACAGGUUCAUAUAAAACAGCUGGACUGGCUCGGCAGUGCCGCAUAUUUAAUUAUGAGUUGUAUCUGGACAUUAGCACCACUUUUGUUCCAGCUUACAGUGUGAGAGUGAAAGUAGUGUAGUAGUUACACUAAGUGUAGUAGUGUUACACUAAGGAAGCUCACAGCCGAGGUCUGCAUCAGGACUAGGACUGUGCAGGUCAACAAAAAAAGUCUCGGGACUUUAUCGGGAGGUCUAGCCAAUCAUUGGCUUCUGUGAGCUCACGUAUGUAGAAGCGGGUAGAUAGCGCUUUCCUCAGAGUGUUUUACACAGUCCUGUGAUGCAGAAUGAGCAGCAGUUUGAAAAGAUGCAGUUGGCUGGUUUCACGUGUCUUGGAGGAUGCAGGUUAGCCUUCAACCUCCAGGGUUGGUAGCUUUCGUAUGAUAGGGGAGAGCUGGAUUGUGGGUGGGAAUUGGCAGGUGACCAAACUGGAGAGAAUGGGGAAAAAUGUGAGUGCGUGGGAAUGCUCAGAAUUCCUUCAUGAGCAGACGGGUGAGAUUAUAAACAGUCCUGUGCACCUUCAGCCCAGAGAACUCAGUACUCUCAUUAAUGAUGAGCGUUUAUCUAAUGGAGGUACUCAGCAUGUGUUGAAGUGUAUCUUCCUGUGGGGGUGUGACAGGAUGAGAAUGACACACACA